CACACUUCUAAUAACACGAUGUCUAUGGACAUCACGUUUCUGGGGACAGGAUCUGCGUACCCGUCUCCUCACCGGGGCGCUUCCGCUCUAGUUUUGCGUACUGAAGGAGAAUGCUGGUUGUUUGACUGCGGCGAAGGCACGCAGACUCAGUUAAUGAGGAGCCCUCUAAAGGCCAGUAAAAUAACCAAAGUUUUCAUUUCACAUCUCCAUGGUGACCACCUCUUCGGCCUCCCAGGGUUAUUGUGCACUGUGAGUCUUAACUGUAACCCUCAGGCCAGUCAGCCUCCAGCCUGUGUGGAUAUCUAUGGGCCACAGGGCCUGCGGCGUUUCCUUCGUGUGGCUUUAGUCCUGUCCAGCUCUCAGCUCCUGUUUCCUUAUGCCGUACAUGAGUUAGUGCCGUGUGGAGGGCAGAGUCCAGCUGAGGGGCAGCUAGACCCCAGAGUGACUGACAGCAGUGACCAGCUCCACCCUCAGGAGCAGCCAGGCCAGACUAUACACCUGGACACUGACAGUGACUGCUACACUCUGUUUGAGGACAAACAGUUUACGGUGAAAGCGUUACGGUUAUUCCACCGAAUACCAUCAUUUGGCUUUUGUGUUCAAGAGAGAGAUCGCCCUGGACGGCUAAAUGUUGAACAACUGAAGAAACUAGGUUUGAAACCAGGACCUCUGUAUGGGCGUCUGAAAAAUGGUGAAUCUGUAACACUCGACAGUGGGCAGGUGGUUUCUCCUGGUGAUGUGGUGGAACCAGCCAUACCAGGGAGGAAAGUGUGCAUUUUGGGAGACUGUAGUUCAUUAGUGGGCGAGGGGCCGGCCAAGGUGUGCCAGGGGGCAGACGUGUUGGUGCAUGAGGCCACCCUGGCAGAGGGGCACAGGGAACGGGCACUGGAACAUGGCCACAGCACGCCCCACAUGGCAGCCGCGGUGGCCCGGGCCUGCCGGACCCGAGUACUUGUACUGAACCACUUCAGUCAGAGGUACAAACCACUGAUCUCACAGAAAGACAGUGAGGAAGAUGAUGGUGGUGAGGCUGAUGUGAGAGAGCUGAAGAGGCAGGCUGAGGAGGCCCUGUCGGGCACAGGCACACUGGUCGUCCUGGCAGAGGAUUUCCUCACACUGCCUGUACCUCUUAAAAGACCCUAG
This is a messenger RNA of Chanos chanos (milkfish), 1143 nucleotides long. RefSeq names its product elaC ribonuclease Z 1 (gene elac1). The transcript is spliced from 3 exons. NCBI's taxonomy places the organism in Eukaryota, Metazoa, Chordata, Actinopteri, Gonorynchiformes, Chanidae. Gene Ontology annotation, cellular component: nucleus. The coding region runs from base 19 to 1143 and encodes 374 amino acids. Gene Ontology annotation, molecular function: 3'-tRNA processing endoribonuclease activity. The record is from RefSeq and is a predicted model, not a curated record.